CUGGACCGCCACUGUGGGCAAUGCGUGAUGAUCACCAGCUCCAGCCACUUACUCGGGAGCAAGCUGGGUCCGGUCAUCGACCAAGCCGAGUGCGUCAUCCGCAUGAACGAUGCGCCCACCACAGGCUAUGCGGCGGACGUUGGGAACAAAACCACCUUCCGGGUGGCGGCCCAUUCCAGCCUCUUCCGGGUCCUGAGGAAGCCACAAGAGUUUGUCAACAAGACGCCAGACAACACCAUCAUUUUCUGGGGCCCAGAAGGUCGGAUGCAGAAGAUUUUGAACAAGGUCAUCCAACGGGCCGCCCUGUCUUUCCCCAACGUGUCUUUCUUUGUGGUCACCGUGGAGCGCAUGCACCAGUUUGACGCCUUGUUCAGAAAAGAGACAGGGAAGGACAGAGAGCUGUCACGAUCAUGGCUGAGCACCGGCUGGUUCACCAUGGGCAUUGCGAUCGAGUUGUGCGACAGGAUUCACGUUUAUGGGAUGAUCCCUGCAAACUACUGCAUCCGGAAAUCCCGCGCCCACAAGAUGCCCUACCACUACUACGAACCGAAAAGCCCCGAUGAAUGUGUCACCUACAUCCACAACGAGUGGAGCAAGAAGGGCUACCAUCACCGGUUCAUCACCGAAAAACGAGUCUUUGCCAAGUGGGCAAGCCUUUACAACAUCACCUUCUCCCACCCGUCCUGGAAUUAGGGGUCGGAAAUCGAAGACCAAGGCGACGGUAAAGGAGAAGCCACACAAGUGCCAAAUCGGCUGGGUUGUUGUGGGACUGUCAAAGGGGGCAGGGAGGCAUUGGUACAACACAACUCUUUCCAAAUAACUGCAGAAAGGCAACAGCCUCGGUGUGAAGUUGGUUCAGCUGCUGAGAUGCCUUCUCCAGCUCUCCACUCCUUUUCUGGGGGAUUUUGGGAGAUGUCAUUCUUGGAACCCCAAGAACCCUAGUAAUCUACCAAGAAUGACAACUCCCACAAUCCCCACUUCUUGAGAAAGUGUUGUCUUCAAAAAUGGAAUUACGCCAAGAUUUAUUACCCUCGUGUGCAAAUCUUACUCCCCACGUUGUCCAAAUAAUGUCGCCCCUGCUAACACAGCCUCACUCUUCGGCCAAAAAAUCCCAACACCCUCCAACAAACCCGCUGUGAUUUAUUUAAGUUGUAAUGUAUUUUGAUUUACAAAGAAAUAUAAAUGUAAAUAGGUUUAAUAUAUACAAACGGAAGCACCAGCAAUUUUUGUACAUGCGAUGCUCGGAAUUAACAGUGUCUUUUGCUGGGGGCGGUUAGAAAAUAUAUGCAUCUUUUCUUCCGACGGUUCAUAUUUGCAAAAAUAAGAAGAAGAAAAGAACUGUGCCGAAAAGCGGCUCGCCUUCUCCAACUAGAUCCCAGUUAGGGUUGUUUGGACUAUGACUCCCAUCGUCCCUAGACAGGUAUGCCCUAGGCCAAUGUAUCUGGAAAGCGUCCCAGAGCAAGGAAAAGUGAUAUAGAUUUUCUGUAAACAAAUUAAUUAAUAAAUCUGAUUUAAAGAAACAAGUGCAAUCUCGUCAAACAUCCAUUUAUCCCGUUCACAUGACUUCCUUGAAACAGCAGUGAAUGUGGUCCUCUCUUGGCUUGCCUUUUGUCUUCAGAUGCCUGCUGUUUUAAUCUGAAUUCCUUUAAUCCAGAUUCCUUUAAACCGUGUGGAAUAUUGUAUUAUUGUUACUGUGGCGGUUAAGGCCGCAACUUUUAACCGAUUAUUCAGCUUGAUUGAUCGAACUAGAAACACUUUUAAUAAACUUUGGGUUGACUCAGUAAAAGGCGCCACGGUUUUAAUUAGACAGGAGAUAGUUUUUAAACCAUUGUUAUUAAUACAUAAAUUUAGGGAAAAAAUAGCCUUGCUAGAUUAGUCAGCGUCGAGAGAGUUAGAGGAUAUGGAUUCACUGCUUCAUUGACAUGAAAGCCAUUGUCCGGUUUUAUCCUCUUCUCAAUUCGGAGUGUCCAGUGCCGUCUCCUUUGGACAAUCUCUUCCUCCCAAGCCAAGAAUCUCCGACAGAAGAACCAAAAAGAGGGCAGGUGAGGUCGCCAACUGCGGACCAGACAAUUGGCACAGCCUCUUGAUAACAGAUUUAGUUUUUCCAGACAUAAGCCCUAUUUCCUUUUUUGAAUGGCUCCAAAACAGGAUGCGAAGGAGGCAUGAGGUGGAGUGGAAAGUACCCAGUGGAGGGAACAAAAUACUCAAAUCGGCUUCCAGGGGCCAAAAGGUUGGCAGUGAUUGACUGUGGCUUUGGCCCAACCAUCAACCCAAAUGAAGAAUACUGUAAAAGAAAGGAAGAAUC
Sceloporus undulatus (fence lizard) is the source of this 2305-nucleotide messenger RNA. It is a transcript of the gene ST6GALNAC6, whose product is annotated as ST6 N-acetylgalactosaminide alpha-2,6-sialyltransferase 6. Gene Ontology annotation, biological process: oligosaccharide metabolic process; ganglioside biosynthetic process. The transcript has 3 exons. Gene Ontology annotation, molecular function: alpha-N-acetylgalactosaminide alpha-2,6-sialyltransferase activity. NCBI's taxonomy places the organism in Eukaryota, Metazoa, Chordata, Lepidosauria, Squamata, Phrynosomatidae. The coding region runs from base 28 to 693 and encodes 221 amino acids. The record is from RefSeq and is a predicted model, not a curated record.